AUGGGUUUUAGAAGAACAUCGUUGCUUUUGUGCAUUCUUUUCAUCUUUCAUCUUCAGCAAAAUUCCCUUUCCGUAAGCUCACGACCUUCCUCGGUUGAUACGAACUACGAGACUCUUCCUUCCGAUGUCUCGGAGCCACUCGUUGUUGGAAAGUCUCGGGAAUUAGCUGUCGUUAUCAAGAAAGGAUUUAGUGGAGGAGGACGUGGCGGCGGCGGCAGCAGCAGGGGAGGAGGAGGUGGCGGUAGCAGUAGCAGCGUGAGAGGAGGAGGCGGCACUAGAAGCCGAUCACGCGGCGGGGCAGGUGUGAUUGCAGCAGGUGGAUCACAUUCACGUCAUUCAAGCGGCAGCACGAGUCUUGGAGUGGAAAUGCGUGUGGUCGGCUGGUUGGGUUUAUCGGUUUUAGCCGGUUUAUUCUUGGUUUAG
Microthlaspi erraticum is the source of this 423-nucleotide messenger RNA. The record is from the annotation of a GenBank genome assembly. Lineage: Eukaryota; Viridiplantae; Streptophyta; Magnoliopsida; Brassicales; Brassicaceae.